UCAAGACGAUGCCUGACCGGGACCCGCCAAAUCUGCUCAGAGGGGCAGGCUUAAUAUAUUCUCGAAGACUAAUACAGAGAUAGCCUGGACUCCCUUUUAAGUUUUCCAGCGGUUGUAUUAGUUAAAACUACGAAUCACAACCCAAUCUUCCAAGAUUCUCCAUAUUACCGUCGCCUGGGGCAAUUUGUUCCAGCGGCGUUGGGGACAAAUAAACAUGCAGAGUCUCAACCCUUUACCAUGACGUCACCAAGUUGGACGUCAUUAUUCGGCCUUCACGACACAACGGUUCCAGGAGCUAUACUUCGUACAUAUGGGAGUACCUCCCUCCGAUCCAUGAUACUAUUGUUCCAGUAUAUGUCGACUUCCAUACUACGAUAGCUGUCCCCAGUCUCAAACCUACCAGCAAACCUUCAGCAAUUAAAACAACCCAAAGUAGACGAUAGAUCAAGUCAUAACAUCACCAACAAUGGCCUCCAACAACCCGCAGACCCAAUCAAACCCUCACAACCCCAGCCCAGGACAAAGGCAGCAACAACCUGGUCUCCUAGCCGCCCACGCCGAGUACAUCAAGGGCGCAGCAGAGACCGCCGUCGGCAGCAUUACGGGCUCCCACGCCUGGACGUCGUCGGGCGAGCAGGACAAGGCACAUGCGCGGGCGGCGCUGCAGGCCGCCGCCGAGCAGCGGGAUCCUGCCAAGGCCGGCUACGGCCGGGCCGAGGAGAUUGCGGGCAAGCUCACGGGUUGCGAGGGCAUGAAGCAUGAAGGGGCGGCGAGUAAGCAGCGGAAGGAUUAGGGUGAUCAGUCCAUGUGUAGGUAGUUUGUGGAGGUGGAGGGCUUAUCCUGGGUCCUGGGUUGAGUUGCAGUGAUGCCCGUGGAAAUGUGAGAUGAGUGUUAAGAGGCUUUGUGGUGGCAAUAUGUCCCGGACUUUGGUGGUCACUGGCG
Canariomyces notabilis is the source of this 942-nucleotide messenger RNA. RefSeq lists its product as uncharacterized. The transcript is spliced from 2 exons. Bases 467 to 793 code for a protein of 108 amino acids. The record is from RefSeq and is a predicted model, not a curated record. NCBI's taxonomy places the organism in Eukaryota, Fungi, Ascomycota, Sordariomycetes, Sordariales, Chaetomiaceae.